GGCAACCCGUUUGGGUCUCGUUCCACACUGCGGAGGCUUUGUUCUUUUGCUCUUGCUACUUCUCACUCUUUGGGUCCACGCUGCUUUUAUGAGCUGUAACACUCACCGUGAAGAUCUGCAGCUUCACUUCUGAGCCCAGUGAGACCACGAGCCCACUGGGAGGAACGAACAACUCCAGAUGCGCCACCUUAAGAGCUGUAACACUCACGGCGAGGGCCCGCGGCUUCAUUCUUGAAGUCAGUGAGACCAAGAACCCACCAAUUCCGGACACACCACCACCCAGGCAGGGGACCGCAAGCCCCUGGCUCCUUUUGGGGAGAUAUUUCUAGCAAGGGCUCCGUGAAUGCAAUUUAAAAGUUAUGAGAGUCUCGUUUUACCCUUCUCUUUCCUCUUCUGCUUAUGGUGGGAACAAGAGAGGCUGGAGUGCCCGCCCGGAGCCUCUCCUUGGCUUUCUCAUGGCCGUGGGGGAUCAUUCCUUCAGAGACUGUUAGUGAGCUUUAGUGCCAGUCAGAACUCUGCAAGAUACUGUCCUACGGGCUAGAGAGCCCCUUUCACCCAUCAUCUCAGGUGAAGCUAUUGCCGGGAACUCACAUCUCCUGUGAGCAGACAUGGAGCAUGGGCUGUGUGUUUGGGCACUGCAGAAACAGACAGAAGGACGGAUCCUGCCCUCUGCAAGCAGGUCAUGCAGCAGGAAGCCAGUCCGUAUGGAAUCGCAGGAAGCGUGAACGUGACGGGAGAUGAGGUGAAGAAACUGGACGUGCUAUCCAAUUCCCUGGUGAUCAACAUGCUCCAAUCCUCCUAUAGUACCUGCGUCCUGGUCUCAGAAGAGAAUAAGGACGCCAUCAUCACCGCCAAGGAGAAGAGGGGGAAAUACGUGGUCUGCUUUGACCCACUGGAUGGAUCUUCCAAUAUUGACUGCCUGGCCUCCAUCGGAACCAUCUUUGCCAUCUAUAGAAAGACCUCAGAGGAUGAGCCUUCUGAAAAGGAUGCCCUGCAGUGUGGCCGCAAUAUUGUGGCCGCAGGUUAUGCGCUGUACGGUAGUGCAACCCUGGUGGCUCUCUCCACAGGGCAAGGCGUGGACCUCUUCAUGCUUGACCCGGCUCUUGGUGAAUUUGUCCUGGUGGAAAAAGAUGUCAAGAUUAAGAAGAAAGGAAAGAUUUACAGCCUGAAUGAGGGCUAUGCCAAGUAUUUUGAUGUGGCCACCACUGAAUAUGUGCAGAAAAAGAAAUUCCCUGAGGAUGGCAGUGCUCCUUAUGGGGCCAGGUAUGUGGGCUCCAUGGUGGCUGACGUGCACCGCACCCUGGUCUAUGGAGGAAUCUUCCUGUACCCAGCCAACCAGAAGAGCCCUAAGGGCAAGCUCCGGCUCCUGUAUGAAUGCAAUCCCGUGGCCUACAUCAUUGAGCAGGCAGGAGGCUUGGCGACCACGGGGACCCAGCCUGUACUGGACGUGAAGCCCGAGGCAAUUCACCAGCGAGUCCCCCUCAUUCUGGGGUCACCAGAGGAUGUGCAGGAAUAUCUCACCUGUGUGCAGAAAAAUCAGGCAGGCAGCUAGCGAGUUUGACCCCACAUGCCCUCUUCUGUUUGUCUUGCACCUUGUCUAAGGACCCUAAAUGAAUGAUAAACAGAGAUGGUAGCUAUGAGUAUACAAAAGGUAAAUCCACUUAAUCACAUACAGAAGAGCAACAACAAACUGCUUACGACAGGUUUGGAAGCCACAGGCGAUUCUAUGGUCAAUGUGAAGGACUAGAAAUAAAAACCCACAUGUGG
This is a messenger RNA of Gorilla gorilla gorilla (western lowland gorilla), 1767 nucleotides long. RefSeq names its product fructose-bisphosphatase 2 (gene FBP2). Gene Ontology annotation, biological process: fructose 6-phosphate metabolic process; gluconeogenesis; fructose metabolic process. Gene Ontology annotation, cellular component: cytoplasm; cytosol. The record is from RefSeq and is a predicted model, not a curated record. The coding region runs from base 683 to 1552 and encodes 289 amino acids. Gene Ontology annotation, molecular function: fructose 1,6-bisphosphate 1-phosphatase activity. The transcript has 8 exons. NCBI's taxonomy places the organism in Eukaryota, Metazoa, Chordata, Mammalia, Primates, Hominidae.